AUGCCGGUGAAGAUCAGUGAACAUCCCGAUACCAUCGCGGGAUAUGACAUUGUCGUCGGCGUCUCAGAGGAGUCGGUGAAUGCACAGCUCCAAAAGCUGUACGAUACGCCCAUUGCCUCUGCUUCUUUGCCGCCUCCUCGACAGUUGGCCAAGUUCAAACCUCUUCCAGCGUCGGAGCAUCUGAUCAACCGUCGGCUGAGUCUUCAUAUGCUCAACGCAUUGAAGUCCUCACCAGGCAAGCCGGUGUAUCAGAAGAAGGGCAUUGAUGGUCAUAUAAAAUGCCCUAAACUACGCUUUCGGCCAAGCCUGGAAGCAAAGAUCUCCGAUGACCCGGCGGCAAUGUACAAAAAGGCGCACGUCGAAAUCACCUUCGAGCGCAAUGAAAACGCACCGGCCGGAACCGAGAAGGACAGUGUGCUUGUCUACCUGGAUAGUGAAGAGGAUCCCCCAGCGUACAAGAACAUGGUCAUCAACGGAUAUACAAUUGCGUGGACCGUCAAAAUUGCCCGCCGCGACGUCCAAGACGUGAUGAAUGAUAUUAUUCUUGCGUCCCGUUCCUCCGAAAACCCAGCUCAGGCAGCCCCUCGCGCCCAGUCGCAACUGGAGAAAUAUGUGGAUCCUCAAGUUUUCACUGUGUCUUCCAUCUUCUGUCUCUUUGAGGAGCAGACCAUGGUCGAGACCUUCCGGCUGUUGGAUGCGGAGCGGAAUGUUGUGAUGGGUGAGAGGGCGCGUGAAUUGAUGAAAGACAUCACCGCGUAUUUCCAGGAGGUUCAAGAGUCAUUGAGCAGAAAGGGUGCCCCAACUCCCGAGAAUCCUUUUAUUCUGGGUUAUUCUAUUUCCCAGAAAAUUCCAACGACGGCCGAGAAGGACUCAACAGCCACUCAAGACAAGACCCCGGUCUACUUCAAACCGAAACAGUUCAACAUGUCGGUCACCCCGGGCGAUGGCACGGCACAGCAGUUCAUUACCACCUCGGGUACCCUGAACUUUUGCAUGCUCACACAGCGACCUGGGCUCGAUGGGGACAAGAGAGUCGAAAUUGACGAAACGGACUUCAAUGCCGGAGUUAUCAAACGCAACUUCUUCGACAUCACCAAGAGUAUGGGGAAAACAACCGACACUCGAGGAUUUGUCCAGGGACAUGACGGAAUCAUGGCCUUUUCCAAGGAGUUGUUCCAUAAUAUGUGGCUGCGGGAUUUACUGGGAGACUUGAAAUUUGACCCCGCCCAGGUCUAUCGACCAGUUCUCGCCAAGGCCUCUUUCGGAGAUUCAACCCCGGAGGACAGGAUUCACAUCAGUGUCAGACCGGACUCUGAAGAAAAGCUGUCGAAUGGUUGGCGCAGUACACAAGUAUGGAAGAUGGAUGCCGUGGAUGUCAACGGCAUCGGCAUUGAUCCAUACGAUAGACGUCAAUUUGCUCUAGGUGACUGUACUAUUGAGGUGAAGUUUUCGAGUGACAAGGUUGCCACAGUUCGAGAAGGUAUUACCCAGGCUCGCCGUCUCUAUAUCGAUAUUGACAUCCAGCACACUGUCACAUAUGUGUACCAAACAAAAGGAAUAAAUAGUAUUUUGGAAAGCACCGCUGGAACUGAGAAUUGGUGGACCGACCAACGCAAGCGUGGCUACGAAGCUAGCGAGUUAUACAGUCCUGGUGCUGGGAAACUCAAUGCAUGGCUAAAUGCACGGACCGUGUCAUGCGUGAUGAAGUCGCUGAUCCGUGUCGUGGUUCACCCAGGAAGCGUCGGUCAAUUUGACGUGUCCGUGGAUGAAAACGCCAGCAAGAACCUCAUGCGUCCGGGUCAAGGGGUGAAGUGGGGCAAGUUUGAUGGAACCCAAGUAUAUGGCAACUUUUCCCAAUUUGAGACGCACCACACGUUCAAGGAUUUUGGAAAUAAGAGCUUGAACACCAGGUUCGAGCAGUCUCUCACAGGAUGGGGAGACACUACCGCCUCUACGGUGCAGGACAAGCUAAAGAGCUUGUUCAGUGGGCUGGGUACCACGAUUAUUAUGCCUGCGGGCGAUGUCUUUUCCUUCGCAGGCCUGGAGGCUGAUGAACAGGGCAGUCUAUAUGCCCAGAUCAAUUAUGCCAAUGAGGGGGAUGUCAAAGUUAAUAAGAAGUGA
This is a messenger RNA of Penicillium manginii, 2121 nucleotides long. RefSeq lists its product as uncharacterized. The coding region runs from base 1 to 2121 and encodes 706 amino acids. NCBI's taxonomy places the organism in Eukaryota, Fungi, Ascomycota, Eurotiomycetes, Eurotiales, Aspergillaceae. The record is from RefSeq and is a predicted model, not a curated record. The transcript has 5 exons.